CGCAGCCGCCACCGCCGUACAUCAUCGGCGCACCCUCGUUCAUUUCCGAGCCUCCUACGCCGUAAGCGAGUGAUAAUGGAAGAUGUUAUGAAGCCUGUGAUUUUCCUAUGAGUUUUACAAAUUUGAUCAGCCAAGUGAUGAAGUUAUUAUUAGAGGACGAUGUAACCUUAAAAGUGCAAAGAAUCAUUACAAACAAACUUUGUCGUCUCAUUGUUUGAUAUCUUUAUCUUCGCAUAUAAGGUGCGUUGAUAUGUCACAUUUCCAGGAUUAUAUGGACGGUGUACCCGUUAAAAUAUCCGAAAAAUACAAAAGGCCGCCUAGAAUAGAAUUGCCUUACAGUGUUAUUGAGUGUCCAACACGGGCUCAGCAUGUUGUCGACAACGUCGAGUACUGUGCUACUUUCGAGAAGAACGUCCUCGCUAAACUCAAGGAGCUUCGGAGUGCGAAAGAAACGAAGAAAAACGAGAGGAGACAUCGUUUACAGCUAUUGGAGGAAGCCAAACAGAAGAAACUGGAUGAAAUAGCGGCUGCCGAGGCUAAGGAGAAAUUGAAGCAGCUGAGCGUGUCAGAGGUGUCGUACCCGAGUACAGACGAGAUCAGUGCCCUGUCACCUGAUGAGAAAACUGAUAAAAACUGUGAUAACUCUCCAACACAAGACAAUAGCCCUGAAACUGCAGAAGCUUCAGCUGCUGUGGAUGUUAGUUACCCUUCCUGCAGCAAUGCAGAGCCUCAGCACAAUAUCCUGCAACCCAUACCAGUCCAAGCCAGAUAUCCACAGAGCAACUUGUUGGAUGAUCCAGAUCCUCUGCAAGAACUAAAGAUGAAUACUAAAAUCACUAAAGUACCACAUUACAGUAAUGUAGAUACGUUAACAUAUAAAGAUUUUGAGAAUGACACCUCUAGCCCAUUUGAUAAUGUUGAAUUGAAGACAAUAAAUGAUAUGGAAUUAUUAGCACAAGUGCUGCAAAGUCAGAGGGAAUCUGCAACUAGCUGCGAUCCUCAGCGAGCAUACACUACGGACCAGAUGUACACAAUCCCUAAUUGUGCAUCUCAGGCACAAAUAGAAGGUGUAACCUAUCUACCUAACUCAUACAUGGAACAAUCCAUCCAAGGCCCUAGUGUCAUGUAUUCCCCACAACACUACCCUGUAUCUAAUGGUUACUAUGUACCAACUGACAAUAUCUGUGAUAAUCCUAUGCAAAUGGAAAAUAUGAACAUGUAUUUGCCGAGCUAUCAAUAUUACGUUCCUUCAAACUCAUACCCGGUAACUGACCCAAAUUAUUAUGGUAAUCAGAUAUCAAACACUGGAGAAAUCAGUCAAAUUCCAAAUGGCACGAAUUACAUCCCUGAACCAUAUUAUUACCACUAUUCUCAUGUACCAAUGGCAUACCCUCCUAAUACAUAUGAUCCAAUUCAGAACCAGAACCAGAAUGUUGAAAAAGUGGAAGAGAAUAAAAACAUAGCUUCUAAUACAAAUAAUACAACAAAGUCCAGAUCGCGAAGUGUCCCGGAUAUUGUAAGGGAGUUGAAUGAAGAAAUUGCUUCAGCAAAACAGAGAGCCAAUGAAAGGUCUUAUAAUGCGAGUCCUGCUCCUAAAUUGAACCCUCAUUCCACCUCAACUAGUGAUAAGAAAGAGGAGAAACGAAGUAGAAGAAAAGCUGAGAAUCUGCCAAAUCCUUUUGAGAAGCUAUCUCCUAAGUUACAAGAUAUGUGCCAGAAAAUACAUGGGAUGGGUUUCCCGCUAGACAGGGUUGCUAGAGUGUGUACGCUUGUAGGAGAUAAUGAUAAAAAGAUAAUCGAAGGUCUUCUCAUUAUGGGCGAGCUGAUGGACUUAGGAUUCUCCGAAGGCAAGGUGUCGACGGCUCUCGCCAGGCAUGAGUUCAAUAGAGAUAAGGCUUUAGACGAACUAGUGUCGUAACAUACGCCUCAUAGACAGGGUAAGCUAGUAUCAAACACUUGGGAAAAGAUUAUUCACGUAAGGGCUUCAGCAAAUCGUCUUAAAAAUUAAGGUUUCUCCAAAUAAUUAAUAACAUUUAUUUUGUAACUUAAUAAAGUUAUUAUUGUACUACACGUGUUCGAGUGUUCAUGUUAUUGUUGUUUGAGCUUUCCAUACAUUGAAUUAUACCAGAGUUAACAAGAGAAAAAGCGAUGGAAAAAUAGAAUAAUUCUACGUCAUUCUGCGUCAUUUUGUGUUACAAGAAAAGUACCCAAUCCAUAAUUUACGGCAGUAAUUGCUGACUAUAGUUUAACCUAGCCAGUUAAACUUGACAUUGAAGCUUACAUUGUGUUCGAAGUUCGUUCGGUCGGACUAUGUAGCCUAGUUCCAUGGAGUAAAAGUGUAUGGUGGAACAGUACCCCUCACUCGGGGGCUUGCAAAUUUACGCACGAGGAAGCUCCAUCGUAAAGACAGAUUAACGUAGGUUACUACGAAGUAGAUUAAAGUAGCACCGUUCGAAAAUUAAACCGCAUAUGUCGUAAAUUUCCUGUGCACUACUGCGUCGCGCUGCGUUACGUGCGGUGUACCUAUGCGUCAAGUGUUUAAUAAAUUAAGCAUCACAUUUUGCAACAAUUCACACCUACGUAAAGUGGACUUUAAAAUACAUAAUAGUUUUGCCUCUUUUCGUUGGUGAAUUGUUCGAUAUAACUGUACUUGGAGCAAAAAUUCGUUACUGUAUCACUACAAGGAAAAUUGUUCACCUGCUUGACCUCCGCAAUAAUAUUAACCUUAAUUUAGCCUCGCUCGAAUGCUCGCUCGCUACACAACUCUGUACAAUAAGCUUAUGACAAGACAAUUCUAAAAUAAUUUGAUUUCUCCUAACACAAAAUAUGCGAAUUUUAUUAUUAUAAACACGGUACUUUGAUGGAUAUUAGUUAUUCAAAUCUUGUCGUAAUAUUUAGAUGAAUCUCGUUAUCUAACUUGCGGGUUUGUUUCGAGUUCUUAGGUUUUCGC
This is a messenger RNA of Hyposmocoma kahamanoa, 2950 nucleotides long. RefSeq lists its product as uncharacterized. The record is from RefSeq and is a predicted model, not a curated record. The transcript has 3 exons. Bases 251 to 1918 code for a protein of 555 amino acids. Gene Ontology annotation, biological process: ubiquitin-dependent protein catabolic process via the multivesicular body sorting pathway. Gene Ontology annotation, molecular function: ubiquitin binding. Gene Ontology annotation, cellular component: ESCRT I complex. NCBI's taxonomy places the organism in Eukaryota, Metazoa, Arthropoda, Insecta, Lepidoptera, Cosmopterigidae.